Fusarium oxysporum Fo47 is the source of this 1196-nucleotide messenger RNA. Its product is annotated as alkaline ceramidase. The transcript has 6 exons. The record is from RefSeq and is a predicted model, not a curated record. Bases 76 to 1080 code for a protein of 334 amino acids. Lineage: Eukaryota; Fungi; Ascomycota; Sordariomycetes; Hypocreales; Nectriaceae. Gene Ontology annotation, biological process: ceramide catabolic process; ceramide biosynthetic process. Gene Ontology annotation, cellular component: endoplasmic reticulum membrane.
GUUUCGAAGCACCCGGCGAUAUAAACCAUCACCCCUCCGAACCUAAUCUGAGACGUAUAGCCGCCAUAUUUCAUCAUGUUCGAGAAGCUCAGUCUCCGAAUUCCGUACCCUCCACCACAAGAAGGAUUUUGGGGACAACCAACUUCCACUUUAAACUGGUGCGAGGAAGACUAUGUCAUCAGCCAUUACGCUGCGGAAAUCACCAACACUUUGACCAACCUGUUAUUCAUGGCGCUUGGCGUUCAGGGAGUGCGGACUUGCCUCAAGUACGAACAUGACAUGGUCUUUGUCAUCGCAUACCUGGGCUAUUUGCUAGUAGGCUGCGGUAGUUUUGCUUUCCACGCUACGUUGUCAUAUCCAAUGCAGCUCGUGGACGAGCUUUCCAUGAUCUAUACAACAUCCAUCCUCUGUUAUGCAAUCUUCACACACGACAGGUCUCGCUUGUUCUCGAUACUCCUCGGGAUCGGACUCGUUGUGCUAUCCAUUUCAAUUACAGCAUAUUACCACUACAUUCAAGACCCUUCAUUCCACCAAAACGCCUUUACCAUCCUUUUUCUUGCUACAGUGUUCCGAAGUCUGUACACGAUGGAAGCAAUCUUGCGUCCCACGUUGAGCGACAAGUACGCAAACAACUCCCGCAGGACUUCGCUCUCAGACAAGGAAGCGCUAUAUUCCUCUAUUCGAAUUGAUCAGGCUAUAAUUCGUGAGAUGCGAUGGAUUGUGGCCAUGGGGUUCAUCACCUGUGCAGCAGGUAUUGCCGCCUGGACACUUGACAACUUACGCUGCGGUGAUUUUGUCCAGUGGAGACAUCGAGUGGGACUGCCAUGGGGUAUACUCCUUGAAGGCCAUGGGUGGUGGCACCUGAUGACUGGGCUGGGAGUGAACUACUUUAUUACCUGGGGUAUUUGGCUUAGGCAUUGCUUGAACGGCUUGCAAGAACAAUACAUCUUGCAUUGGCCACAUAAGCUAUUCUCCCUCCCAGUUGUCGUUCCCUCGCCUGAACACGCACGAUACCUAAAGCUACAGCAUGUAGAGAAUGAUGCCCUCGGGGGUACUGGCUUGGAGAAAAAGCAGCUGUAAUCGCUUAUGAUGGACUCUAGAGUACCUAUGUAACGGAAGAAGCAGGUGUAUAUUGGCAAAACAUGAGCUUCGGCCUCAUGGCCAAGAGUCAUGGAGGCACAAAUCUAACACAUAUU